AUGAAAGGGCAAGCCUCGACGCCGCACCAGGCCCUUGGCAUCUUCCUCUUGCUCCUGAUCUAUGCUUUUCGCCUCGAUCGGAAGCGCUUCACCUCGCGGAGAAAUCUGGAGACGUCUUUGCUGGUGGAGGGAAAACCAGAUUGUGAGGAGGCCUACGAUGACGUUCACGAGGAGGAUGCAGAGGAGCCGGUGGCGGCGAAGGACCAGGUGAGACUGUCGGUAGAGGCCGAGGUUGCAGCUUUCACCUGCGCCAACUGCACUUGGUGCCUCGCCGUGAUGUUCGAAACGCCCGAAGCUGACUUGCUGGCGGAGCUCCUAAAUGCCAAGGAGGUUUUCGUCCAUCGCUGCAUCUCCGCCAUCUACGCUUACGCCAGCCAAGCUGACUGGCAGAGCAUUCGCGCCGCGGAGACUGACAUCGGCGAGACGAAUGUGCGACACUGGGAGACAUCUGCACUGUCCGUCACCGUUCGGGAUUUCGUUCACAUGAAUGAAAAGGUAGACCAUGGUCGAAAGAAGGCGUUCGCCGCCAGGCAGUUUCUUUCCAGCCCGUUUGUGCUGCGAGUUCUUCUUUUAAUGCGGGCCAAGCAUCCGUGGAUCGCCCUGCAGUUUGUGAGCCUCUUCCGCUCCCACACCAUCCGCGCGGCCCUUCUCAUCCUCAAGCUGAUUUCUGCGGCAGCACUGAACGCGCUUUUCUUCUCCGGAUCAGCCAUGUCCGGGAGUUCUGAUGACGGCUGUGUGCCGGAAACCUUCGCGGAGCGCAUUUGGCGUGCCACAAUCAUCGGUCUCCUCUCGGCCUGCUUGGGGGACGUGCUCAUUGUAUUGAUGGCCCUGGUGCAGCGACGACGAGUCAUUGUUCGGGAGAGGUGGACUCCAAAGGCCCGGGCGCGUCAGUUGCGGCGAUGGCGGCUGCGGAGCUUCCUCUUCUGGCUGAUGUGGCCUCUUGGCUCUUGUGGCAGCUCGGGGUUGAGGCAUAUGGAGCAUUCGUUGCCUGGGCACUCGGUGGAGAUUUUGGAUGAUUUGACAGCAGGCUCCUGCAGAGGUCUGGCUGGGGAAGUCUUGCGUCGAAGAGUAGGUCGGAAAUACGGUUGUAACACAGUCGCUUUGUCUUCGCAUCGUGAGUGCACCUUCCAUCGGAACGAAGUUGACAAACCUCCUGCUCUUGGGCGGCCAAGCCGAGUAAGACCGUCUCGCUCACGUCGCGAAGAUCUGGAUCCCCUCGUGCUUGCAGUUGGCCCUGCCAGGGCUUUGCUGCGUUGA
Molecule: messenger RNA, 1257 nt
Organism: Symbiodinium necroappetens
Lineage: Eukaryota; Dinophyceae; Suessiales; Symbiodiniaceae
Source: the annotation of a GenBank genome assembly